ACCAUUCCCCCCGCCAGCGUUUGUGUCUCGUGUGGUUAGAAGAGUUUUGUCAGAAGAGAAAGACAUUACGUGCUCUUGUUGCACAGAUCUUCAGCUCUAGGUCCUUUGCUCAAUUGUUUGCAGGGGAUUUCAAGUACUUAUCUGGGAGUAAUAAGUGCCUACAGUAGUCUCACUUGUGGACUACAGAGACGCCAUGUGCGAAGCAUAGCCUGAGUCAGGAAACCUACUGAAGACAAAGAUGCAAGUUAGCUCUCCUUUUCUGGAAACAAUACAUUCAUCUUCACUGAAGUGAUCCUUGAAGGAUACCAACCUCACACGCCAUUUAAAUCUGCUCGAUUGCACAAGACUAGUACAAAAGGCCUGAAUAACAAUUGCUUUGCCUUGUAGCGAUUUGCUUUAAGGCAUAGUGAAAGUGUGUCUGAAGGCUCGGAUGCAUUUGUCAAUGGAUACCCUUGGAAUAGUGGAUGAUAGUGGGCAUGGAAUAGUAGACAACUAUGACAUAGGGAAAGGAGCAGGGUCAAGCAGUGGAGGCAGGGUCCACAGUAUUGAUGUCAUAUUAGGAUUCACUAAAGACCAGGAGCCACUUCUCCAUUCAGUAGGAGGUGAUGACAGCUCAAAAGCCAAUGGAGCAAACCAUCAGGACCCGGAAAAGCAGGUCCCCUCAGACCCCUACGGGCAUCUGCCAGACCUUGGUGACAGCUCUCAGCAUUCCUCCUACCAUGAAUCUAACAUCUUUUCCGGUGACAAGUGUGAUGGAGAAAUGAACUCUCUGCACAAGGACGUGGACAUUGAAGAGGGCUCUCCCAAGUCUAUCAAAGAGGAAGAGCACACAAAAAAGAAACAUAGAAGAAAUCGCACCACUUUCACCACCUAUCAGCUUCAUGAGCUGGAACGAGCCUUUGAGAAGUCCCACUACCCGGAUGUCUACAGUCGUGAGGAGUUGGCGAUGAAGGUCAACUUGCCAGAAGUUCGCGUUCAGGUGUGGUUCCAGAAUCGAAGAGCAAAGUGGAGACGUCAAGAAAAGAUGGACACCAGCACCAUGAAGCUCCAUGACUCUCCCAUGUUGUCAUUCAACCGCCCCCCAAUGCCUCCUACUGUGGGGCCAGUAGCCAACCCAAUGCCACUGGAUCCCUGGCUUACCUCACCCAUUUCCAGUGCCACACCCAUGCACACCAUUCCAGGGUUCAUGGGUUCACCGCAGGCCCUCCAGCCCACUUAUUCAAGCCACAGCUUCCUCAACACCCCGCCUGGCAUGGUUCAAGGUAUGCAGCCCAUGGGCCCGCCUCCAUACCAGUGUCCGCCCAGCUUCAAUGAUAAAUACCCAGUGGAGGACGACAGGAGUUCCAGCAUUGCAGCACUCAGGAUGAAGGCCAAAGAGCACAUUCAGUCAAUGGAUAAGACCUGGCAACACAUGUGAUAUCAAACCUUAGUGUGGAUGGAUUUUUUUGAUGUGCCCCGUGAAUGUUUACAAAGUGCUUUUACACCGUUUGAGGCUUGUACCAAGAAAGGGGAUACAUGAUACCAAAGAAGCUUUAAAGUCAGAUAUUUUCACUGUCACUACUGUGAAACAGUGUUUUCAGUUUUUAUUGAACCACAAAAGGAACUGAUUCAGUCAGUCGGAAUCCUGUGCUUUAGUUUAGCUCAACAUGUUUUGGUACCUUUUGAAAGGCAAAGAGACUGAUGUGAGAUUGUUUGUUCUGCAAUAAGUUUCUAUAUCUGAUGGUAUUUCAGAUCAUAUUGACAUCUUAAUAAAAGUUAUAGCAAGGCUAUGUAGAGCCAUCGUGUCAGAGCUAGCUAUGUUUUUUUUCCUUUUUUAAAAAUGAUUAUUGUUUUCAUUAUAUGGUUUCAACAGGUAUCAACCAAUUUAUGCAAGUUUGCUAUCUUGAAUUUAUGGUGUUUUGAUUUUUUUUAUGCUGGUAAAAUACUUUAUUACUUACUAAAAAAAAACUGUAAUUAACUCUGUCUUUAUGUCCCAGGAUAUCAGAUUCCCUAAGCACUCCUGAAGUGUUAAUUUUUUAUUGAUUGAUAAUCUCCAAUGCAUCCUGCUUUGCAGGUAUUGGUAUUUAGUUUAAGUUCUUCACAUUUUUAGUAUUACUUUGAGUUGCUUGAAAAGGUUUAUCUUAUGUGUCUCUUUAGAUAGGAUCUCUUUGGGUACAUCUUUAUCCAUUUUAUUGUUUCACAAUGAAAUAAUACUCAGUGAUUUUUUUUAAGUAUAUUUUAUUUGUGACAAAGUGGGAAAAAAUCAUGCAUUUAAAACCACAUAUCCACAAAGAUUUAAUCUGAAAUGGGUUUAAAGGGAAUCAUUUUGUUUUAUUUCCAAGUGGUAAAAUAUCCUUUUGAAGAGCACUGAGCUCUGAUGGGGGAGGUUAGCGGAAGUCACAAAGCGUAAUCUGAUUGGGAAGCUAAUUUAAACAGACAAGCAUACCUCUUAACACCUAAUUACUGCUUUAAAAGCGAUUAACCCUGGAUUCUCAGCCAUAGACAGAAUGCCCUUAGAUAGCCCUUAAAAACCGUACUGUCUACCCCACAAAAAGAAAAAAAGUCAACUCAUAUCAUUUUCAAUUUCCAUCUAGAAAACUCUUCUGUCAAUAGGGUUUCAUAUUAUGAAAUUGUGAGUUAUUUUAACCCCUGUGGUGAAAUUUAUGGCAAAUAUAAUAUUUCAGGGCCACUGGUUUAGAAAAGUGUCACCACAACUUAUUGAAAUGUGCUAAUGAGAUAAUUAUGUCUUGGUGAAUACCUACUGAACAUCCUUCUUGAUUGCACUGAUCCCUGUUCUUGUAUAUUGUCUCAUCUCAUUGAAACUUUUGCUUGAUAAAGCUGAUUCAUUGACCAUAUUUGCA
This is a messenger RNA of Menidia menidia (Atlantic silverside), 2840 nucleotides long. The record is from the annotation of a GenBank genome assembly. Lineage: Eukaryota; Metazoa; Chordata; Actinopteri; Atheriniformes; Atherinopsidae.